AUGAACUACGACUGUUCUAAAAGGUGCUCUAUCCCGCCACUAGAUGAGAUAGUGGCUCCCUCGAGAGAACCCACAAACUGUGGGCCCUAUUCCAAAGCGAACUUUGUCGCCUACUUGGCAGCGUCGCACUGCACGGAGAACUUGGAGUUCAUCGUGGAGCUCGACCGCUUCAUUGCCGCCGUCGGCGACUUGAGCAGAGCGAACUUGUCGGCCCCGGUAGACUCGCCGGCCCAGAGAAUCGCCGAGCAGGACCGCUUGCUCCACCAAUGGCGGGUGCUCUACCGAAUUUUCAUAGCCAAGGACUCCAUUAAGGAAGUCAACAUUCCAUGGACUCUCCGCUCCACCUUCCUGGAGGACAUCCUUCCGCUGCUUGCUGACCUCUCGCAUACUCGUGGUGUUGUGUACGAGCUUCUCUUAGACAAUUAUAACGAGUUCAUCUUGCACACUCGUGAAACCACUAAUGACUCUUGCACACUUCGGCGCCGCCUGGAGAUCGUUGCCCCAGAUCAGCAGCCUCCUGUGUUCAAUAAUUCUUCUUCCUUUGCCGACCACGACGUUGCUCCCUGCCCUCCUUUUACACCUUCCAGGGAGAAGUCCUGCAGUGCCGCAGGCUUGAAAGACCAAUGGGAAAAGGCCCUACUAGACUUUGAACUCGGCAAGACCGAGGAAUACGAGUGUACAAACCCAGACCCUAGCUCAGACUCGACUUCUAACUACGGCUCUUCUCGCAGCCGUAAUGGCUCCGACGGAACCGUGAGCUCUAUGCGCACCUCCUCACGGGGAUCCUCCAUUGGAUCAAUGGUAGAUAACAUCAAGGGCUACUCUAAUUUGAAGAAAGCAGUCCGCAAAUUCAAGCACCGCCGCUCGCUGGCUGAGGGCGUUGACGUCGUCCAAUGA
Molecule: messenger RNA, 897 nt
Organism: Candidozyma auris
Lineage: Eukaryota; Fungi; Ascomycota; Pichiomycetes; Serinales; Metschnikowiaceae
Product: regulator of G-protein signaling domain-containing protein
Exons: 1
Coding region: 1-897 (298 amino acids)
Source: RefSeq, a predicted model, not a curated record